This is a messenger RNA of Pristis pectinata (smalltooth sawfish), 2303 nucleotides long. Its product is annotated as interleukin-17A-like. Gene Ontology annotation, biological process: inflammatory response. Gene Ontology annotation, cellular component: extracellular region. The transcript has 3 exons. The record is from RefSeq and is a predicted model, not a curated record. Gene Ontology annotation, molecular function: cytokine activity. NCBI's taxonomy places the organism in Eukaryota, Metazoa, Chordata, Chondrichthyes, Rhinopristiformes, Pristidae. The coding region runs from base 73 to 561 and encodes 162 amino acids.
GCAGACCUCAGAGCAUUCACUGCCUAGCGCAAGGAGACCAACCUCACAAGGCAAUCCAGAAGAGGCUUCAAGAUGUUUUGCAAGGACAGACUUGUGGCAUCUGCUGUACUGGUCAUUUUGCUGUUCGCCACCAUGACAGAACCUGCCACUGCGGCAAAAGGCAAGAACAACAGAAGGAAGGGGGAACAUAUGCGCUUAAGGAGGACCACAAAGUACACGCUGGAGCUGGGAAGCUUAAAGCUGCUCGCCGACUUCCCAACACACAGCAGGCACUUCCAUGAUGCUUCCUUCAGGAACCGCUCUCUGUCCCCUUGGAUUUACAAGGAGGACUCUGACGCCAAUCGCUACCCUUCUUCCAUCUUUAAGGCAGAGUGUGUGAGCACACAUUGCCUCAACAGUCGAGGUUUCCUGGAUCCAGGUCUGAACACUCGUCUAGUCAAGCAGGAGAUGCUCGUCCUCAGGAAGAAGAAGACACCUGGUGACAAGAUUACUUUCCAUGUGGAGAAACUCUUGGUCCCUGUCGCUUGUGUCUGUGUUCGCCCAGACAUUCUGGGUGCCUGAGGGAGCCAGCUGUAGAUGCGUCAAAGGAUAAAGUCAUGUUAAGCCAAGUCCAAAUCAAUUAGUAGCACGUCCUUUAGCAUGUUAAACUAGAACCACAGUGAGGAAGGCAGUAUUUGAAUCGGAAGCCAGCCAAAAGUAUUGCUUUAAAGCACCCACUCCUCUGCCAGUCCCAGGGUAACAGGAGGCACCAUCACCUCAGCAUUUAAAUGACCACCAACCAUCCUUUGUGUGAGUAGAACCCCACCCAGGAGAUCCAGGAGCCUGUGUGGUUAGGAUUUGGGACAUCACAAAGAGCUUGGACGUCCCUUCCCUGUGCGGUCAGGAAAUGCUGUGAAAACCCCAAGUUCUCCCAAGGUAUAAAUCAAAUGGUUUCAAGUCCUCUUUGUAGCAAGCUGCCAGUCAAAAAACAUGAUGAACACCUGUACCUCCCCCCUCACUCCCUCCGCUUCUCACUCCUAAAUGACUGCCGUAGGUAUCAAUCGUGCAACAAACAGACAGGGAAAAUUACAGCAGGCUAUUCAGCCCUUCCACCCUACCCCACCAUUUAACAUGGUCAUGGCUGACUCUCAGUCUCAAUACCACCUUCCCCGCCCCUUGAUCUCCCUCAGUCUCCCAAUCUCCACCAUAAUCCCUGGCGUUGCCUGAACCUUGCCUCAGGAAGAGCCUGGUGGCUCCUGUCAUGUUGCUGGGCAGGAACACCUUUCUCCCUGUGGAAUGGCUCUGCUCCAGAUGGACUCACGCCCAGCCCCUUUCACCAGAUACCAAUUUCAGUCACACUGGGUGCCUGGGAUCUUGCCAUGUACAGCCUAUUGUAGGUACCAGUCUCAGAAGUCUAGAUCUCUGGCAGUUGGGUCAUGCGCAUUGGACUCGGGACUGGGUCGUUCCCUCAAGAGUGCAGACUAUACACAGCAGGUAUGUGUUGGAGCAAGUCAAUCCUCGCUCUCCAACACCACAGCGUCACACGUCAUUUGGUGCUGCUGUGCCCUGGUGUAAGAAUGACAAGCAACAUUCUGCAAAUGAAACUCAAGGCAGAGGUACACUGGAAUUUCCACACACUCUCCAUGGGUCAGUGUUGCAUCGAAGUGUUUGCUUCGGUUAUUCUGUUUAUGGCUGUGCCUUGGAAUCUCCCAGUAACUAGACCGGGUCUGUGAAUUCACACAGAACAAUUUCAAUGCAGCAUAUUCUGAUCAUUUGCUCCCUCUGCCUUUCUCCUCCUUGGUCUUCCAGCUGGGCCAGGGAACACAAUGGCCUUAAGAUUCCAGCACUCCCUGUACUGCAAUAGAAGUCACAACCCAUCAGUUGCUUGCCGGCAAAUGCAGUCAACUGAAUGUUCGCUUAGCAAGGCUUUGUUUUUUGCACCGUUUUACUGGUACUUUAGACUGAAAGGCGACUCUUGCCCAGAUCAGUGAGACAGUAUAAUCUAAAGGCCUGAUAACUGUAAGCCAAGAUCGAGUGCAUCACACCAGCGAUAGAGCCAGCUGUUGUCCAGCGCUGACUUGGUACCAGCUGGAGUUGGGUACAUUGGUCAAAGACAUCAGCCCCAAGUCUGAGCUGACACAAUCCUGGCUCAUAUCUGCUGAUCAAUGUGGCCUGCACUCUCCGAUGUAUCAGGGUGGGGAGCCAAGCAGGGUAGGGAAAACCUGAAGCAGGCCACUCGUGAUCUGGGAAAGUGAAGCAAAGAGAAGUAUGAGAAUGUAUUAAUUAUUAAUUUAUUAAGUUAUUUUUAAUAUUUAUAUAUAAUG